AUGCGAUUAUUACUGUUACUUUUAUCAACCAUCGUCUCAGCUUUUGCUUACAUGAAUGAGCCCUAUCCACCAUUUAUUAUCACUUCACCAAAACCUGGGCAACAAAUAAAACGAGGAGACACUGUCAAUGUGACCUGGGAGCUUUCACCUGGUGUACGAUUUCCAUUAUAUGGAUAUGCAGCAUCUCGUACUGCACGAACCGUUGCCGGUUUAUUACCACCUGAUGCAUCCAAACACGAGCGCUACACCCAAAACAUUGAAACGCAUUUACAAUUCACUGACUAUGAAUACGAAUGGCUGGUGGACGAUGCUGUGACGCCCGGCACGUAUCAACUCGGGAUUGGAUUUUAUUAUCACGAGGUCUCUCCAACCUUCCACAUUAUGCCGUGA
Messenger RNA from Lichtheimia ornata, 390 nucleotides. RefSeq lists its product as uncharacterized. NCBI's taxonomy places the organism in Eukaryota, Fungi, Mucoromycota, Mucoromycetes, Mucorales, Lichtheimiaceae. The transcript has 3 exons. The record is from RefSeq and is a predicted model, not a curated record. The coding region runs from base 1 to 390 and encodes 129 amino acids.